ACCAAGGGAGGGCGGAAAAAUAGGUUCACGGAACACAUUGACCAAGUCGGCCGGCGCGGGCAUUUUUUAAUACUACAAGAGCCACCCAAUAGUAUUAUUGUCGUCAGAUAUAUUUCAUAUUUUAUACGUAAGAUUUUUAUUAAUAAUACCCUGAAGUAUAUAUUUUUUAUCAGGACUCAACGGAGCCGUAAUUUAAGAGUGUCUCACAAUGCCCAGUAGCACAUCUUUGUUGGAAGCCGAGGAAGCUGAGUCGGAGCUCCCGCCACUGGUAGUAGAAACAUUUGCCGGGAUAGGCCUGGAUGACCACGGCACCCAGUGCCACACCGAACCACAAGAGCCCCUUCUGCAUACACGUCCGGCGUCCCACUUCAGUCUACUCGGCACCGUGCUGGACCUCCAGCCCCUACCACUUCGUAAACUGCCGGCGGAGGAGGAUGACUUGGAAGAAGCCGAUGAAGCGGUAGUGGAAGAGGCUGAUUCCAACACGCUGCUAGCCCAGGCCCCGGUCCCCGGUCUAGGCUCUGUGAUGCUACCCGGAAUGGAGGCCGCGGAGACGGUCAUACUGUAUGGCGGAGGUCUUGACGACCCUACCCAGCAGCAGGUUGCUGGUAUGAUGAUUUUACCACCGGUGUACGGAGAGCCAGGAUUCGAGGUUGAGCACCCGGCGCUCGUGCGGAGGAAGAGCGUAAACACUACGGAGUGUGUCGCGGUGCCCAGCUCGGAACACGUAGCCGAAAUAGUCGGUAGACAGGGGUGCAAGAUCAAAGCGCUGCGGGCGAAGACCAACACGUACAUCAAGACGCCGGUGCGCGGGGAGCAGCCGGUGUUCGUGGUGACGGGGCGGAAGGAGGACGUGGCGAUGGCCAAGAGGGAGAUCCUCUCGGCGGCCGAGCAUUUCUCCCUCAUCCGGGCCUCGCGAAACAAGGCGGGGCCGCUGGCGGGGGCCGGCCCGGGCCUCCCCGGCACCCCCACGCUGGCGGGGCAGACCACCAUCCAGGUGCGCGUGCCGUACCGCGUGGUGGGCCUGGUGGUGGGGCCCAAGGGCGCCACCAUCAAGCGCAUCCAGCAGCAGACGCACACCUACAUCGUGACGCCGAGCCGCGACAAGGAGCCGGUGUUCGAGGUGACGGGCAUGCCGGAGAACGUGGACCGCGCGCGGGAGGAGAUCGAGGCGCACAUCGCCCUGCGCACCGGCGGCUGCGUGGAGGCCGCGCCCGACGGCGACGACUUCCACUACAACGGCACCGACGUCAGCUUCGAGGCGGGCGGGCCCGGGCCGUGGCCCGGCGCCGGGGGGGCGGCGACGGCGGCGCCCGCCAACGGCUGCGCGCGGAUGACGUCCAGCUACCGCAACGACAGCUCCAGCUCGCUGGGCAGCGGCUCCAGCGACUCGUACUACGGCGGGGGCCGCGCGGCCGACUACGCUCCCGCCAGCCCCUUCAACGGCAACAGCAACAACAACAACAAUGGCGGCGGCGGCGGCGGCAGCAGCGGGUUCUGGUUCGGGGAGACGCUGCUGCCCGUGGGGUCGGACGACAUGCCGCCGCUGGAGCCCACGGGGCUGGAGAGCCUGGGCGUGACGGCCGCGCUGCCCGGCCCUCACCAGCAGCAGGCGCUGUGGAGCCCCUUCGAGCAGGGCGCUCCCCUCUUCGAGGGCCGAGGCCACGCCCCGCGCCACGACAGCCAGCCCGGCACCCCCCCGCGCCUCUCGCCCACCUUCCCGGAGGGGGCGGAGCAUCCGGCGGCCCGGCGCGUCCACAGCGAGCCGCUGAGCGCGCAGCCCCCCCGCUUCCCGCCGUGCGGCCCCGCCUUCUCGUCCUCCGGCGACAGCACGGCCUCCGGCUCGCCCCCCGACUCGGCCGGCUCGGCGGGGGGGUACCGCGCGCGGCAGGACUGCAUCCGCUGCCUGGAGAGCGACAUCAUCGCCGCCCUGGUGCCCUGCGGCCACAACCUCUUCUGCAUGGAGUGCGCCACCCGCAUCUGCCAGAAGCCCGAGCCCCUGUGCCCGGUGUGCCAGGCGCCCGUCACCCAGGCCAUCCGUCUGCGCAACAUAUGAACUGCUGGGGGGGGGUGGGGGGGUUGGGCAGGGAGGGGUGUGUGUGCCUGUAUUGGUUCUCUAGGGGACAAUGAUAAGGAUUUGACUGGGGUGUUACUGAAUUUGGGAUGUCGGUAACUUUUUUUUUUUUUAGUUUGACAUAAUACUCUUACCCUUUUUUUAGAAUUAUUUUUUUAUUAAUGUAUCAUGUUUGCUACGACUGUUAAAGAUUAGGUGUAAAGGAAGUUACGGAUUGAGGCUAAAAGUUGUUGGUCACAACGUUAUGUUUUUCCCCGUUCAUCUCGCUGCUACGUUAGUUACCAGACGGUUCACCGGGCCUGUUGUCCCCGCGGCGCUGACGGUGGUACCGGGAGUCUCCUCUCUGGACCGGCCCGAGCGUGACUCCAGUACUGCCGUGCCUGCCGCUACGGGCUCUCUUUCAAAACGUUUCGGUUUUAAUCCGUUUACGAUUACUCGUGCCUGAAUGCCCUCUCCAUCCCACAGAUUUAGCCUCGCGUGCUAACGGGAUCCCAAACGGUCGCAGGAAAGCCCAGAGCCUUCCAGAAGCCACGCUUUCUUUCCCCCUUCCCCAAAAACACUAUCGUCCCUCCCCCCCCCUCCUCCGUUGGGUCCUAAAGGGGAUGUUGAACGAACGGGAUCUGGUUCUUCAGAGCCGUAGCCUGUCUCUGCGGGGGAGGGGUGAAGUCCCUGAGCUUCCCCACACACUACAGCUCAGCUUUGGGUGCUGGGGGCCCCAACAUUCCAGCCGUAUCUGUUGGAUUUAAUUUUAUUUUUUUUACGGUCGUUUCCUUUUAAUGGCUGAGAACAGAGGUGCAGGAGAGCGCAAGGGGUACCCCCCCCCCCUCCCAGGGCGCACGACUACCCCACCCCGAAUCGGUCAUUUAAACCCCCC
This is a messenger RNA of Anguilla anguilla (European eel), 2948 nucleotides long. Its product is annotated as RNA-binding protein MEX3B. The coding region runs from base 209 to 2056 and encodes 615 amino acids. The transcript is spliced from 2 exons. The record is from RefSeq and is a predicted model, not a curated record. Lineage: Eukaryota; Metazoa; Chordata; Actinopteri; Anguilliformes; Anguillidae. Gene Ontology annotation, molecular function: RNA binding.